This is a messenger RNA of Raphanus sativus (radish), 668 nucleotides long. RefSeq lists its product as uncharacterized. The record is from RefSeq and is a predicted model, not a curated record. Bases 210 to 485 code for a protein of 91 amino acids. The transcript is spliced from 3 exons. NCBI's taxonomy places the organism in Eukaryota, Viridiplantae, Streptophyta, Magnoliopsida, Brassicales, Brassicaceae.
AGUUGCUUGUAUGUCAGGAAAUCAUUGAUUCUGGAAGAAAGAAACGUAUGCAAAGGAUCAGGAAAGAAUUUUCGGUGAUUUCAGUCUACGGACGCGUAGAUAUCUGCAAAAGACCGACACUUGAAAUAGUAGUAGUAGUAGACACAACCUCGAAUCCUUUUAUUUUUAUAGGUCUCACUGCUAAAUAAGACAAGACAAGACACAGAAAUAUGGAGAGCUCUAUUGGGUUCAUGACGGUCUUUGCCGUCUCCGGAAGCGUGGUGCUCCUUGUGGCUCAAUUACACAAACGUCUCCUCUCCUACCACAUGGAGAAGUUUGAACUUCAACUUGAUAUGAAGAAUAAGGAGAAGAAAAAGAAGAAGGUGAGUUUUGCAGAGGACGUGAUGGAGCCGUCAGUGAACAACGUAGAGUAUCGCCGGAAAACUCGGAAAUCAAAAUUGGAGGAUGGAAAAGGAAGAAUCCCACAAACGAGUCAAGUUUUAUAACAAAGUCAACUUUCAUUCAGCAAUCAGCACAGACAUUUAAAGUAUUAUUAUAGUUUUAUACAUUAAGUUUUCUUAUUUCGUGUUUUAAAAGAAAAAUUGUAAUAUAAUAGCUUUUUGAUGCCAAAAAAAAAAAAAUUGUAAUAGCCAUGAUCCCAAAAUUAGGAAGCAAGGGGAUUACAUAUC